AUUCCAAUAUAUUGAGAGAGAGAGAGAGAGAGAGAGAGAGAGAGAGAGAGAGAGAGAGUGAGAGAGAGAUCAGAGAGAGGAAGAGGGAAAGGGAUGGGGAGGAGUCCAUGUUGCUCUAAGGUGGGGCUGAAUAGAGGAGCUUGGACUGCCAUGGAGGAUAAGAUUCUCACGGCAUACAUCAAAGCCCAUGGUGAAGGCAACUGGAGGAACCUCCCCAAGAGAGCCGGCCUGAAGAGAUGUGGAAAGAGUUGCAGGCUUAGAUGGCUGAAUUACCUGAGACCAGAUAUAAAGAGGGGCAAUAUCUCCCGCGAUGAAGAAGAACUCAUCUUAAGACUCCACAAGCUUCUUGGUAACAGAUGGUCGUUGAUAGCAGGCCGUCUCCCCGGGCGAACAGACAAUGAAAUCAAGAAUUACUGGAAUACUACCCUUGGGAAGAAGACCAGAUCUCAAGCAACGUCCACUCCCCCACCGAAAGAGACUCAUAAAUUGUCGACAAAAUCAACAGCGAAAGGGCAAGCCCCCGUGUCAAGAACCCCAGUACAGUCAGCUCCGUUGCCGACCACAGUGACCCUUCCCCAGGUGGUACGAGCCAAGCCAAUCCCUCGUGGAUUGAUGGUCCCACCGAUAAUAUCAGAUCAAAUUCAAGCUCAUAGAGAUUCAGAGUUUAUCAGACCAGUUCACAACAGAUCUCACAAUGGGCUCAACGAGGCGUGUGUAGAUGAUCUGUGCUUCCUGAAUGCCGGGCUCAAUGGACUUGUGACUAGGGGAAAGUGCAUCUACGAUGGCGACGUAACCGAACCGAUACCCGUGGAUAAAGCAAUGUUGGAAAAUUGGAAUGCACAUUGUGGUUUAGGUGAAACGGAUACAUUGGAUAUGGAAUCUUUGGCAUUUCUGCUUGACCCGGAGGACUGGUCUUGAAAGAGCACGACUACAUACGUUAUCCCUUAUGAUUGGCGACUUUGGUGGAAUUAUGUUCAUGAGUCCUGAUUAUUGUAACAUUUUCCAUAGUAUACCCCAGGCAAAAGACAAUUUUAACUACAGAGAAUCCAUACUAGGUCUUUGAUCAGUUACUUACUUGUAUAUAAUCGGUAUUAAUAGCAUGACUAUUUUAAUUUCAGGUUCUCUA
Punica granatum (pomegranate) is the source of this 1126-nucleotide messenger RNA. Lineage: Eukaryota; Viridiplantae; Streptophyta; Magnoliopsida; Myrtales; Lythraceae. The record is from RefSeq and is a predicted model, not a curated record.